CCUUUUAAUGGUUGUUAACAAGUAAAGAUCCGGGUGGGGUUUUCACAAUUGCAACAAUUUUAUCAGGUCUGUUUUGGAUAUAUUUGCCAAUUAUCAUUCUCAGUAAUGUGAAUGAGUGGGGGGUUAUCUUCCUAAAAUAAUCUCCUCUAUACUUGUGUGUUUUACUUCUUCUUUUUUUUUUUUCCAUUCAAAUCUGGUUUUUCUUAGUCUCUGUUCUCUUCUGGAAAAAGUAAUAGAAUCCUCUGCACCUAUAGAUGCACUGUUGCAUCCACUGAGAAAACAUCUUCUGUCUUAUUAUCACAAUUUUUUCAAAAAGUAAUUUUGGGGAUGUGACACUCUUUCGAUACAUGAAUGCCACUUGUUUCUUCGGUUUUUUUUUUAAGGUUCUCACUCUGUUUUGAAUUCUCCCUGCAAGGUCUACUACUAAUUGUUAAAAAUUAGUAUAAAGCAUUGGAGUGUUGAACUCCAUUAGUAUUUUGUGAUGGACUUCGAACAAAGGAGCAGAAACGAAGAUGGGAGCAAAAUCUUAGGUAACCGUCUAGAGGUUCUGGAUGGGAAUGGGAACAAGAAGCAGUCAGAAACAACUCUAGAGGUGAGUGAUGCAAAUAGAAGCAGUAUGGUUUCAGAAAAGGUUGCUGAUAGAAAUGGAAGCAGUAGUUAUUUUGAGUUACUACCUGAGUUUCGGGGUGGAUCUGAGCGCAGCGACCAUUUUCUGAUCAAUCCAGAGAUAAAUCCAGAAGUUGUUGAUAGGAGUCAUAGCAGUAAGAAAUCUGAACCAUAUUUAGAACUCACUGGUAGUGAUGAUAGUUGUAAGCAUUCAAGAAUAGAACCAGAUGCUUCUAUUAGUGAAGGUCAUGAACCCAUCCCGACCAAGAAGCUUGGAUCUUCCUCCUCUUCGUCAUCCUCGUCAGUCUCAUCAAUAGAUGAUCUCUUCCAAGUGAAUGUGACUGAUAUUAACCACUCUAUAUCACCCAAAGCUAAUGAGGAUAUCAGACCAACACCGGUAGUUGACUACAAUCCAAAAUCAGAAGUCCUUGACAGUGUAUCUCCAGGUCUAACAUCAACAUCUCAAACCUCUGGCAUCACUAGUGAACAAUUACCGAAUGCCAUGUCGCCAACAACACAAUCCCCACCUAUCCAAACGAUGGACAGAUCAGAAGGAUAUGAUCCUCUUAGGAUUCCGUCCUCCAUCUUUGCAUCAAGUAAACCUUCAACGCCGAUGGAGUGGAGUGUUGCUUCCAAUGAAUCAUUGUUUAGCCUCCAAAUUGGCAACAGUAGUUUCAGGGACCAAGUUCUUAUGCAUGGGGAUAUACCUAAGUCAGGUGAAUUAUUCAUGCUAAGCCCGACUCCUGCAAGUGCAGUUGCAGGAGCUGAUGGACAGUUUUCAGCUCCUGUGCCGGGAAAUGACGCGCAUAAUGUUGGAAAGAAUAAUGAGCCUGUGAAAGAUGCAGCAAAGUCAAAUGAGAAAGACAUAAGGGAUCAAAUUGCCCAGGCUCUAGUAGUAUCCUGCAAUUCCACCAAUUCCAACCAUUCUAAUGAAAGUGGAAUAAGCAAGAACUCCUUUACUUUCCCAGUAAAGAAGAAGUGUGCAUGGCGAUCGUGCUACUGUUCUAAUUGUAACUGGACGUUCUGCUACUGUACACGGCCAAGGUGCUGUUUUAGGUGGCUUAGCUGCUUUUGUUCGAAUUGUAAAUGGCCUAGCUGCUGUAAUUGUUCUAAUUGUCAAUGGCCUAGCUACCAUUGUUGUAAUUGUAGCUGGGCGUUCUGCUGCCAUUGGAACCGUAGUCGAAAGCGAUUGCACGAUCAUUCUUCACCCAUUUUGGCAGAUGGGGUAAGAAGUGCUUCUGCAAAAACAGAUGAUGAGAAGCAGCAUCACCAACCAACGGACUCCAAAGUGGCACAAAAACAAGCUUCCUGUGGCUGGUUUCCGUGCCUAUCUUACUGCUAUCCAUGUUCUUGUUCAUGGCCUACAUGCUUUCGAUCUUGUUGUUGAGAAAGAGAGUGCUAACGAGCCAGAAGGCUAGGUUUGUGCCUCUUCAAAAUGGCUUCCUUCUUGACCCUCUACUACUUUAAACUGAGUGAAGGAAAGGGACAUCAGCGAAACUCGCUCCUAAUUUAUUGGACUCACAAAGCCUGCCAAAAUAUGAAAACUUCACUCCUUAAUGAUCAAGGCUGCAUCUUUUAAUAGCUUUCUCGUCCAUCUGAUUGGUCAAAUCCACAAAAUGCUGGCAUCAGUUUUCAGGUUCAAAGAUGUUUUUUCAGCUAAUGUUGGGUGGCUUCAUAAUGAGGGUAUGGGAGAAAAGAUGAUGCUGCACAAAUGACUCGGAAAUUUGUAGAUUUGCAUGCAUUUGUUGGAUGAAUUUUGCAAGAAAAGUUGGAGGUGAUUAUGCUUUUGGCAUCUGAAAUGUGUAUAUAUAUUCUCUUCUGCGCUCAAUAGAGCUGUAAUU
Messenger RNA from Tripterygium wilfordii, 2447 nucleotides. RefSeq lists its product as uncharacterized. The record is from RefSeq and is a predicted model, not a curated record. Bases 482 to 1993 code for a protein of 503 amino acids. Lineage: Eukaryota; Viridiplantae; Streptophyta; Magnoliopsida; Celastrales; Celastraceae. The transcript is spliced from 3 exons.